AUGACGUUGGCGGAAAUUCCUUCACGCCGGUCUGUGCGGGCUGCGUCACCGUUGGGGGGCGACAAGACUCCAACUGUACCCCCACCAGCCACAGGAGCACCAAAGGUACCCCCAUCAGCCCCAGGAACACCAGAGAUACCCUCAUCUUCCCCAGGAACACGAGAGGUACCCCCACCAGCCACAGGAGCACCAGAGAUACCCUCAUCCUCCCCAGGAACACGAGAGGUACCCCCACCAGCCCCAGGAGCACCAGAGAUACCCUCACCCUCCCCAGGAACACGUGAGGUACCCCCACCAGCCCCAGGAGCACCAGAGAUACUCUCAUCCUCCCCAGGAACACGAAAGGUACCCCCACCAGCCCCAGGAGCACCAGCGAUACCCUCAUCCUCCCCAGGAACAGGAGAGGUACCCCCACCAGCUCCAGGAGCACCAGCGAUACCCUCAUCCUCCCCAGGAACACGAGAGGUACCCUCAUCCACCCCAGAAGCACCAAAGGAACUCUCAUCCACCCCAGGAGCACCAGAGAUACCCCCCCCCCCCAGGAGUACCAGAAGUACCCUCAUCCGCUCCAGGAAUACAAGAGUAUGA
Messenger RNA from Lates calcarifer (barramundi perch), 588 nucleotides. Its product is annotated as MAGE-like protein 2. The transcript is spliced from 3 exons. NCBI's taxonomy places the organism in Eukaryota, Metazoa, Chordata, Actinopteri, Centropomidae. Bases 1 to 588 code for a protein of 195 amino acids. The record is from RefSeq and is a predicted model, not a curated record.